This is a messenger RNA of Talaromyces stipitatus ATCC 10500, 1559 nucleotides long. RefSeq names its product alphaN-acetylglucosamine transferase. Gene Ontology annotation, molecular function: glycosyltransferase activity. Lineage: Eukaryota; Fungi; Ascomycota; Eurotiomycetes; Eurotiales; Trichocomaceae. The transcript is spliced from 2 exons. Bases 137 to 1471 code for a protein of 444 amino acids. The record is from RefSeq and is a predicted model, not a curated record.
GGACAACUUUUCCAUCUCAUCAACCUCAACGACAAUAAUGAAAACGACUGGUUCGCUUACAUUCGCUUAGAAAUGAUUGCGCUUUUUGCUCCUCACAAAUAAUUUCGUUCUUUGUAUUUCUUUAUAGCCUUUCCCCAUGCAUAGACACAAUUUAUCGGCGACGUCGAUCCGCAAGAAAGUUUCUUUCGACCUUGCAGACUUGACAGACGAUUCAGACCCAGAGGAUUAUCGAGACGACUACAAAUCAGACUGGUCGCCCCGAUCAGCCGUUACCGGCAUAACGCCGCGCAGACUUCGCAAAUACGUUAUAGCUUCUCUUGUCUUCUUCGUUGUCCUUUAUAUCACCUUCAAUCGAUCACAUCCGCCUCGGGGUCUAUCUCCCUACCUCAAUUAUGACGCUAUCGACUGGUCGCGAUAUGCUUAUACGCAAUAUGUCACCGACGAGACAUAUUUGUGUAAUUCGGUGAUGGUGUUUGAAGCUUUGGAUCGUUUAGGGAGUCGAGCGGACAGAAUUCUGUUUUAUCCGAAGAGUUGGGAUUUGUUUGUGUCCUCGGAGAAGGAUCGAUUGAGCCAACUUUUGAAUCUGGCGCGGGAUAAGUACAAGGUUCAGCUUGAGCCGGUGACGAUGGAUAGUCUUCAUGAACAUAAGUCGGAGGACCUCGCUACAUGGGAUGAAAGCAUCAACAAAUUAUGGGCUUUCCGAGAGACGACCUACCAUCGCAUCCUACAGAUCGAUUCGGACACCCUCAUCCUUCAGAACCUCGAUGAACUCUUUUUCCUUCCAUCUGCUACAGUCGCCAUGCCGCGGGCAUAUUGGAGUUCUCCCGGGACCAUGAAACUUACCUCUCUUUUGGUUUUGCUUGAACCCUCAUACAAGGAAUACAAGGCGUUGAUGGAAAAGGUGCAAGGGGUAGAGGCGGGUCAACUUGGAACGAACCGGGAUGAGUCGCACGAAUUAUAUGACAUGGAAUUACUUAAUGAACGAUAUGGCGGAUCGGCACUCGUCCUGCCGCAUCGGCAGUAUGGCCUGGUGACGGGGGAAUUCCGUACUAAAGAUCAUCGGAACUUCCUGGGCAACGAUUACGAGACUUGGAAUCCUGAUAAGGUUCUCAGUGAGGCUAAGCUCGUCCAUUUUUCAGACUGGCCGUUACCCAAACCCUGGAUUAUGUGGCCUCACGGACAGCUAGCAAAAAUGCAACCCGUCUGUGACCACAACCCCGGCACACCCCAGGAGAGUGGUUGCCGCGACCGCGAAGUAUGGAAACAACUCUACGAGGACUUUCGGCUGAAACGAAAGGAUGUGUGCAAGCUUCUCAGCUAUCCUGCUCCGGACUGGCCACCAAGGCCGAAGGAUACCUCGAACCUGCCGAACCAGCCACCGCCUAAACAACCUUCUCCACAGGCGCCUUCGGUCGCUUACGAUGUGGAUGUGAAUGCAAAUAUCGAUGCCAAGACAGAGGUCGAUGGGUGAAUAUUUUAGCUGUGCAUUGCUGGCGUUUGGGUUAUUCUGGCGACUGCUACCAGAGGCUGUGUAGACAUAUAUGUAUACAUAUUUAGAA